Molecule: messenger RNA, 1510 nt
Organism: Epinephelus fuscoguttatus (brown-marbled grouper)
Lineage: Eukaryota; Metazoa; Chordata; Actinopteri; Perciformes; Serranidae
Gene: crp1
Product: C-reactive protein 1
Exons: 3
Coding region: 410-1102 (230 amino acids)
Source: RefSeq, a predicted model, not a curated record
UUUCUCCAGGAUACACGGGACCAUGUUGUCUCUGGUGACCUGAACAAGCAAAGUGGACAGAGCAGCAAAGACAAGGUCCACAGUGGCUUUUGUGACUCCAACAGCUGUUUUGCUGAGCUGCUAGGAGGGCAUGUUGAAGGAGGUCGGUCAGGGGCCCUUGGAAUUGUCCUAAUUUUUCCCUCCUAUAGGCAGCACUACAUACACACACAUAGGUGCAAUGGGGUGUGUUUGCAUCAGUCACAUGUAAAUGGACAGCGUCACCCAGCCCUCACACACCAGGCCUAUUGUCAGAGCAUUCGAUGGGCAGCUGACGUCAUGGCCCGUGCCAGGAGGGAAGAGGACUGGGCACGGGGGCAUUAGCAAGUGGGACUGAGUUAGCAACAUCAAGGGACAACAAAACAACAACAAAAUGAGAGUCAGUGCUGUGAGGUUUGCUGUGGUCGUACUUGGUGUCUUAGGAUGGUCUCUGACAUUCUCCUCAGCCACACAAGUGGGCCUGACCGACAAAGUCCUGGUGUUCCCAUACGAGACAGACUUCAGCUUCGUGGCUCUGAUCCCGCAGAAGGAGAUGGGGCUGAGGGCCUUCACUCUCUGCAUGCGUGUGGCCACUGAGCUGCCGGAAGAACGUCAGAUCAUCCUGUUCGCCUACCGCACAGCUGACUAUGAUGAGCUCAACGUGUGGCGUGAGAAGGACGGGCGCAUCUCCUUCUACAUGAGCGGUGACGGCACCUUCUUCCACCUGCCGCCCCUCACCACCUUCCGCACCAGCCUCUGCCUGACCUGGGAGUCUCGCACUGGCCUCACUGCUUUCUGGGUGGAAGGGAAACGCAGCACCUACCAGGUCUACAAACCCGGGCACACUAUCCGUCCAAAAGGCACCGUCCUCUUGGGGCAGGACCCAGACAAACAUCUGGGGGGUUUAGAGGCUGUGCAGAGCUUUGUUGGGGAGAUGACUGAUCUGAAUAUGUGGGACUUUGUGCUCUCCAGGAGCAUGAUCCAGGCCUGGCACUACGGGCACAAGGUCCCCAAGGGCAACAUCUUUGACUGGGGCACCAUGGAGUACGAGCUGAACGGGAACGUGAUGGUGGUGGAUGAUGACUGACUCGAUGUGGAGUCGAAUGCUGAGAGGGAUGAGGCUUUAGAUAUCUGUGAUGGACUCAUACUGAUAUGCGUGAUUGUCAUACUUAGAGUCAGCAUUGUUUUAUUUUAGGGCUCCUAAACUGCUCAGCCAUAAGGGCCACAAGUUUAACCCUUUGAAACCUGGAGUGACAUCACUUUUCUUGUGCUGCUUCAAGUAUUUAAACCUUUGAACCUAGAGCAAAUUGGUGUGAUUUCUUUCAAAAACACUGGGGUAAAAGGCAUUAAGCAACUUGGUUAGAAAUUUCCCAUGAACUGCAAAAAAAAAAAAAAAAAAAUAGAAAAUUAUUAAAAAAUAGGGGGAUAAAAAGUAUAGUUACUAUUAUCAUUACAUUUUAUAACAUUUUAAAAUUAAUUUACUCUUUCCAGGUUU